UAAAGAUGCUUCAAGUGCUGUACUUACCAGCAGUUUUGAUGAGAAAAUAAAUACAUUAGGAUUAAGCAAGGACAACCUUAUCGACACGCUGAAAAGGAAUAUGGAGAAAUGCCAAAAUCUAGUGUUGGAAUAUAAGCAGCAAAUUGCAAGCCUGGAGAAAAAAAUAACUAAAUUAGAGUUUCAAAGAUGUGAAAGUUCUAUAAGACAUCAUGAAAUAAGUUGGAAACAUAACAGAGAACAGUUGCUAAAUGAAAAGUUGGAACAGGUCCUGCAGCGCAUCCUCGCGGAAAUACAAAAGAUGAGGAACGAUGGAACGCUUCCAAAAACAGAAGCCGAUAAUCUUCUUUCGUUGAUACACGUGCAGUUCGAGCGGUUCGAAGAAACGAACAAUAAAACCGUUGCUGCUAUUACAUCAGGUUCACAAAACGUGUAACUUUUUUAAAUAUUUUUUCAAUGGAAUACAUAACGGAAACGCAAAAGAAAAAAUAUGAAGCCAUAUUGUCCCAAAUUGACAGUGAGUUUGAAAAAAAGAAAAGACUGGAAGAUGAAAUUUCCGCAGAAAACAAUAAAAUUAUUGCCGUCAGCAUAGCAAAAAGAAAAAAUGUUUGUGUCAAGAAUAUCUUUAGGACAGAUGUGAAGGUGUUUGACUCAGUGUUUCAAAUUUAUGAAUUGUACGACAGUGAAAUUUGUCUAAGUGAAUUAAACGAGUUAGCAACAUAUCUUAACAAAAAUUAUUACUUGGUAACAGUGUUCAUUUCUAAGAAUUUUGUUGAUCUAAUUUUAAAUCAGAAAUGGUUCAUUAGCGUUCGUGUUAAAAAUUCACAAGCUUGUGCGAUGAAAAACGUAAACAUUUCAACUGAACAUAAGCUACCCUUUAAAAUUAUCUUACCAUUUGAGAAAUCUUUAGAACCAACAAAAGUCGAUGUGACAUUGUUUGUGAUAUUAGGAUCUACCUGGACUCCCAUUAAUGUUUCGUCAACUCUAGUGGACAUUUCUUAUCAUUUUCGACCUCAUACUCAAGAGGAAUCAUUAACGUUUAAAAAUAGAAUGUAUUCAUUACUUAGUGGGAAUAAUUAUAGCAGCCAUCUGUUUACUAUGCCAAAAUUAGAGUAUGAAUUUAGGUGUAAAUGUUCAGUAAAACAUUUUUUCAACGUCAUUACUGCAAACAGCUAUUACAAAUUAAACAGUAAAAUAUUUUCAUCCUUUACUGCUGAUCAGAAAGAUACGAUAAAGGUUAAGUUAUCAACCGGAACCAAUUCCGUUGAAAUUGAACUGGAUAACAAAGAGAACAAUUUAAAAAUCACUUCAUCAAAUAGCGAAGAAUUAUCCUUAAUCAAGGAGUACAUCAUAGAUAAUCUUCAGUGCCAGAAUUUGGAGGUAGAGAAAGUGUGGCUCAUAACAUUGAAGAACUUACGAUAUUACGUUCGAAGCGAAAUGUGCCAGGAGGAGAUAAAGUUUGAAAAUUUGAAGAUAAUUUACGAAGAAUUGAAUAAAUUGAAAUAUUGUCUUCCUGUUUAAUGACCUAAAAUAUUUUGUACCUUAUAAAUAAUAAAUGAGAAUAAUUAUUACAGUU
Agrilus planipennis (emerald ash borer) is the source of this 1573-nucleotide messenger RNA. RefSeq lists its product as uncharacterized. The record is from RefSeq and is a predicted model, not a curated record. Bases 101 to 433 code for a protein of 110 amino acids. The transcript has 5 exons. NCBI's taxonomy places the organism in Eukaryota, Metazoa, Arthropoda, Insecta, Coleoptera, Buprestidae.